CAGAUUGUUAUCGCCGCUGCUGAAUGCUCGCGGAUUCCUUUGUGCCCGUUCACGCGCUGCUCGCGACAACGCGGGACGAAGGCGCCGCGGCUCGAAGGCGCUCGUCUGUAAAAUCCCGCGGGGCCGCCGGGGCGAGGAGAGAUGCGGACACGUCGACUCCACCGUCUAAUCUCGUAAUUGAUCGCCGCGAGCCGACGCGGACGGCGCUCGGUUCCGGCAUUCCCGAUGCGGUAAAAACACGUUCUCGCGAUAAGCGCGCGCUUCUCGGAAGAUUCUCCGAGGAGGCGGGUCCGGAUCCGCGUGUGUACACUGUGUACCCGGAUCCGCGAGCACCGCGAGUGUGGAUACUCGAGGGGCGAGGAGGAUUCUUCCCCGAUGAGCUGCGCGACUACCACUGCGACGAGGCGCGACGAACAUUCCCCGGCGCACCGUCGGCGACUGGGCGAUACGAUACCCUCGGCUCAGGCGCACCGAUGCAUUCGUAAUAAAUCGCGCUUCGCCUGCUUGGAGAUAACGUCCCGCAAUAUUGAGACAGUACUAUCAGUAAGGCGACGGUCAUAUCUAACAUCGCCACGACGAUCAUAAACAAUUGUCAAAGAUCACUUGUCAACGACGGGCCGUUCAUACGUCCAGAGAAAGAAAUACAGUCCUCUGAAUUGGAGAAGAAAUUGUAUUAUAUCAGAUAUACUCAUAUACAUACCACUCAUUACCAAUCUUGUUUGAUUAAAAACAGAAGAGGAGAAGAGAAAAGAUGUGCUCGGCGAAGCACAUUUUUAUCUAUCCUAUUGUGAGUAACAAGUUUGAUAUACGAGCUUAAAAUAUGGCCUUAAAGAGUUUAUCGUGUUAUCAAACAUCCUGUUGAUCAGAGGGCAGUGAUAAAAUAUAUCAUGCAUUUAUACGAGAAAAAAUGAAUGCGAAGGAGACUGCAAUUUAUAUUCAAGCAUUUAUAGCGUUAUUGAGUUGAGUUACAAUUUAUAUUAUAUAUCAUGGUACAGCAGCGGCUUCCUAGUUUCGAUAUUUUUUACACAGGUGGUCGAAGUGGACGGCGAUUUAUACUGACACUCGCUGCUGGAAUGGUUUUCGGCUUUUUAUCGGCAUGUCUGCUCAUCACAUCCUCGAGAGAUGUACCGCACAUGUUCAGUUGGGUACCAGGUAGUUCUAGCCUUUCCAGAGAUCCUCAUCAUUAUUCGGAGUUGGAGUCAGAGAUUGGUCCUGAAACAGAAGUAAAAUUUCAUGGCGAUGAUGAAGAUUUUCACAAAGGAGAAGAUAGAAUAGCUCAGGAUAUGGCGAAAAAAGUGCGUGUUCUUUGCUGGGUUAUGACUGGUCCGAAAAAUCAUCAGAGCAAGGCUCGUCACGUAAAAGCGACAUGGGGAAAACGCUGCAAUGUACUUCUUUUUAUGAGUUCUGUGGCAGACGCCAGCUUACCCACUGUAGUGUUGCCAGUAAAGGAGGGUAGAGAUAAUCUGUGGGCUAAAACCAAAGAAGCGUUUAAAUACGCUUAUGAGAAGUACAAAGAUAAAGUAGAUUGGUUCAUGAAAGCCGACGACGAUACAUACGUGGUAGUAGAAAAUCUACGAUAUAUGUUGUCGUCGUACAAUCCAAAUUCGUCGUUAUACUUCGGAUGCAGAUUUAAACCUUUCGUGAAACAAGGUUACAUGAGCGGUGGCGCAGGAUAUGUACUUAGUAAGGAAGGCUUACGCAAAUUCGUGGAAGAGGGCUUACCCGACAAGACCAAGUGCCGACCGGAUAACGGCGGUGCGGAGGACGUGGAGAUGGGAAAAUGUCUCGAAAAGAUUGGUGUACGCGCGAUGGAUACCAGAGAUCCUCACGGGCGCGGUAGAUUCUUUCCGUUCGUGCCGGAGCACCAUUUGAUACCAAAUCAUGUAGACAAGAAUUUUUGGUAUUGGAAGUAUAUCUAUUACGAUACCAAGGAUGGCUUGAACUGCUGUUCGGACAGUGCCGUUUCAUUCCACUACGUGUCACCGAACAUGAUGUACGUUCUAGAGUAUCUAAUUUACCAUUUGAGGCCAUAUGGCAUCAAUCACAGUCUGGAGAGACCUUCUCCGGACCGACCGUUGACGUUGACCGAAUACUAGUCCGUACACUCGUAAAUAGAUCAUAAGGUUCUAUAAUUCUUGUUUUAUAUACAUGAUACUAGUCCAUUCGAGCCAACGAUAUAACUGUAAUAUACUUUCAGCGGAUAAAGUGUGAUAUAUCGUACUUCUUAAAUAGACGAGGUCUUUAUACGUAUCUAUAUUAAAGUCAGGACACUACGGCCAUAAUGGAUAUAACUAUAGUGUAGAGUAGAAAGGAUAGGGAGAUAGUGCAAGCACAAUAGAUAUGCGUCAUGAAGAUUCAGGAUUUCAUCAUUUUUUAGAGCAUCAAAUCACGUGUUAAAUUUGUAAGAUGAGAUGUGAUAAUAACUUCUUAAAACUCCUAAAUAAUAAAAUGUUGAUCCGCAGAA
Molecule: messenger RNA, 2464 nt
Organism: Temnothorax curvispinosus
Lineage: Eukaryota; Metazoa; Arthropoda; Insecta; Hymenoptera; Formicidae
Product: glycoprotein-N-acetylgalactosamine 3-beta-galactosyltransferase 1-like
Exons: 8
Coding region: 987-2096 (369 amino acids)
Cellular component (GO): membrane
Molecular function (GO): N-acetylgalactosaminide beta-1,3-galactosyltransferase activity
Source: RefSeq, a predicted model, not a curated record